Molecule: messenger RNA, 1182 nt
Organism: Phyllostomus hastatus (greater spear-nosed bat)
Lineage: Eukaryota; Metazoa; Chordata; Mammalia; Chiroptera; Phyllostomidae
Gene: GHSR
Product: growth hormone secretagogue receptor
Exons: 2
Coding region: 1-1182 (393 amino acids)
Biological process (GO): hormone-mediated signaling pathway; G protein-coupled receptor signaling pathway
Cellular component (GO): plasma membrane
Molecular function (GO): growth hormone secretagogue receptor activity
Source: RefSeq, a predicted model, not a curated record
AUGUGGAACGCGACGCCGACUGAGGAGCCGGGGUCCAACCUCACGCUGCCGGACCUGGGCUGGGACUCUUCCCCCGACAACGACUCGCUGGCAGACGAGCUGCUGCCGCUCUUCCCUGCGCCGCUGUUGGCGGGUGUCACCGCCACCUGCGUGGCGCUCUUCGUGGUGGGCAUUGCCGGCAACCUGCUCACCAUGCUGGUGGUGUCGCGCUUCCGAGAGCUGCGCACCACCACCAACCUCUACCUGUCCAGCAUGGCCUUCUCCGACCUACUCAUCUUCCUCUGCAUGCCCCUGGACCUCGUCCGCCUCUGGCAGUACCGGCCCUGGAACUUCGGCGACCUGCUCUGCAAACUCUUCCAGUUCGUCAGCGAGAGCUGCACCUACGCCACGGUGCUCUCCAUCACCGCGCUGAGCAUCGAGCGCUACUUCGCCAUCUGCUUCCCGCUGCGGGCCAAGGUGGUGGUCACCAAAGGCCGGGUGAAGCUGGUCAUCCUGGUCAUCUGGGCCGUGGCCUUCUGCAGCGCCGGGCCCAUCUUCGUGCUAGUGGGCGUGGAGCACGAGAACGGCACCGACCCUCGGGACACCAACGAGUGCCGCGCCACGGAGUUCGCCGUCAGCUCCGGGCUGCUCACUGUCAUGGUGUGGGUGUCCAGCAUCUUCUUCUUCCUGCCCGUCUUCUGCCUCACUGUGCUCUACAGCCUCAUCGGCAGGAAGCUGUGGCGCAGGGGGCGCGGCGAGGCCGCGGUGGCCGCCUCGCUCAGGGACCAGAGCCACAGGCAGACCGUGAAGAUGCUGGCUGUGGUGGUGUUUGCUUUCAUCCUCUGCUGGCUACCCUUCCACGUAGGGCGAUACCUAUUUUCCAAGUCUUUCGAGCCUGGCUCCCUGGAGAUUGCUCAGAUCAGCCAGUACUGCAACCUGGUGUCCUUUGUCCUCUUCUACCUCAGCGCCGCCAUCAACCCCAUCCUGUACAACAUCAUGUCCAAGAAGUACCGAGUGGCGGUGUUCAGACUUCUGGGAAUUGAACCCUUCUCCCAGAGGAAGCUGUCCACCCUGAAGGAUGAAAGCUCUCGGGCCUGGACAGAAUCUAGUAUUAACACAAGACCAAGCACCUCGCUGAGCAAAGUCAUCACUUAUUAUUCCACACUGGAAACCAUGGCACAACAGAACUCAGGAGGAAGUUGA